AUGAACCACAACCAUACUCAUAGCCACUCUCACAAUCACAACAAUAAUCACAAUCCUGCUGCCAAUCCCAACGCACACCACCAGGCAGACCUCAAGCGGAAACGAAGUCCUUCGCACGACGGAAUCCAUCCAGCAUCCGCGCCACUGCCAAAGACCGCCAAGACGCACAACCAUCUCCAGAUCAACUAUCUCGCAAGACAGCUCACCAAUGACUUGCCCUUGAUCACAAACGAUGAUACGUUACCCAACAUACUCUCGCUACUUAGCGAUUACCAGGGCGUGCUCGACCGCCAUGAGAGCAUGGCUUGUAACCUCGGCGCGCGCCCUCUCGGCCCAAUCUUGAUCAAGCGAUUCGAGCGACUGUUCGACGGUCCACCGCGCGUGCUUAAGAGCCACGGGAAGGAUGGAAUCAAUGUGACUUGGUUGGACGUUGUCGAAUUCGCCCGCAACAAGCCGGAGCAAUUCCACCUGGCGCAAAUGAGCGAAGGCGCUCGUGUCUGCCAAUUCUACACCAAGCAGUGCAGGGUUCAGAUAUCGGAGGAGGACUUCGUCUUGAUCUCGUCGGGAAUACCGCAGAAGAUGAUACCGCCGCAGCCAAUCGUUGAGGAUGAAGAGAAGGAGCUUGGGACGUUGGAUAUACUGGAGAAGAACCUGGGUCAAGUCUGCCAAUUGGCAGAUCAAGUUGCUGCGCGCACCCGACAACUUAACCACAGACUGAAAGGUCGCAAGCAGGCCAUCAUCGACAGACGCGCUACCGCUACCGCUCCCCCUGCGCCUUCUGCAAUCCGUCCCUCAAGCCCGUCCAAUGUCGCUCUCAUGAACGGUGCCGGUGCUCCCACUGGCAGUGCUAACAUGGCGCCGUCCUCCCAAACUUCGCCAGGAGGAUUCGUCGCCGUCAACCGCGCCCACUCGGAGCAGAAUGGGAAUGGCGCAUCCCAGACCACGCGCCACGAAUUGAUGUCCAAAUUCCAUACCCUCACAGACCGUCGCGCAUCGUCCCAGCCCACAAAUGGAGGCCAUGAGGUGAGGCGACCCUCCUCCAUUAGCCAGCAAUCACCACCGCACCAGCCUGCGCCAGUUCCGAAUGCAAGCAAACCACCGCCCGGAGCGUCCGAGACUGGUCCUUCCAACCUCGCAAGACCGCCGCAGUAUUCCGAUUCGGAGCUCCAGCAUAUGAUGAAUUCUCCCGUCCCAAUUCCAAACACACCGUCCAGCCUACUACCAGCUGCCUCCCAGCGAGUGAGCCAACCGCAAGAGAAGGAUGAUGGGGGCCCGUUCAAGGCGGAGAUGGUGCAAAGGAUGGAAAGUUUGGCCAAGGGGGAGCGCAUUCUUCCUCCAUGCGAUCGGUGCCGCCGACUGCAUAUGGAUUGUUUGAAGAAUCUCACUGCCUGCAUGGGUUGCACAAAGAAACAUGCCAAAUGUUCGUGGAAGGAGGUGCGAGAACCUGAGUUGCGCGCCAGCUUCUCUCAUCACAUCAAUGUUGGCGGCAGCAGUGGGAUGCAUAGCGAAGGCGAAACCAGUGAGGGCGGCGAUAGGGCAAGCACCGGCUCUCCCAGCGCCAACAUCAUGAGUCCUCCGCGCCAGGGUAUGACCCCUAAGCCGAAUCUCGGCGCACCUCCACAGCAUGGACCGUUGGCACCUCUCCACGAGCCACGGCCGAUGUCUAGUCGGCCCUCUCCGCCCGUCGAUCGGGAACGCGAGCGCGAAAGGGGUGUGGAGGUUCAGUUACAGGAAGCUGCCAAAUCGGGACUUGCCCACGCCAAUGCCCGUCUUCCACCCCAGGGCGACCAUCAGACCAUGGUUGCUUAA
Aaosphaeria arxii CBS 175.79 is the source of this 1809-nucleotide messenger RNA. RefSeq lists its product as uncharacterized. Gene Ontology annotation, biological process: regulation of DNA-templated transcription. The record is from RefSeq and is a predicted model, not a curated record. The transcript has 2 exons. Gene Ontology annotation, molecular function: zinc ion binding; DNA-binding transcription factor activity, RNA polymerase II-specific. Bases 1 to 1809 code for a protein of 602 amino acids. NCBI's taxonomy places the organism in Eukaryota, Fungi, Ascomycota, Dothideomycetes, Pleosporales.